AUGGGGACGAGGUUAGAAGAAGGUGUUCGAGAGGGACGGUUGUCUAAAGAUGAGGUUUCAUCUAGCAAGAAGUAUGACAGUGAAUUUUCCAGAAAGAGAGAGAACGAGACUAAUGCAGUAUCUGUUGGGAGGCAAAGGAGGCCUCAUGCUAGAAUGAGUCCACAACCCCGUCAUCAAGUAUCAUCGAAGAAGAAGAAUCAACAUGAGAGAAAUUUCGAGAAAUUUCUGGGAAUGUUCAAGAAACUCGAAAUCAAUAUCCCUUUUUCGGAAGCAUUGGAACAAAUGCCAAUAUAUGCCAAGUUCAUGAAAGAUAUAAUUUCCAAGAAGCGUUCCACUGAUACUGAACCGAUCAUCCUGACUGAAACAUGCAGUGCCGUUCUCCAAGGCAUGAAAAUACCAGUAAAAAAGAAAGACAGGGGAUCAGUUACUAUUCCUUGCACUAUUGGUGAUCAAAAAUUCAAGAAGGCUUUGAUUGACUUAGGAGCAAGUGCAAGUUUGAUGCCACUAUCCAUCUAUAAGAAGCUAGGCAUCGGUUCUGUUCAAGACACUUGA
Molecule: messenger RNA, 552 nt
Organism: Lathyrus oleraceus (garden pea)
Lineage: Eukaryota; Viridiplantae; Streptophyta; Magnoliopsida; Fabales; Fabaceae
Exons: 2
Coding region: 1-552 (183 amino acids)
Source: RefSeq, a predicted model, not a curated record